GAAUAGCCGAUGCCGCUGGUACAGUAUUUCAUCGCAUCGCCGCUUUUGCCCGUCUGACCGUCGACCGUCGCGGCGGCGGCCUCGCCGGCGAUGCCACCAGCCCAGCCCUCUCCCUCACCCUCACCUCCGCGACGCAUCUGAGAUACUGGUAGCCCAGAGCUGCGACUCGCGAGCCGGCUGAAGCGGUUCCCCUAUUGCUCUCCGACAUCGAACUCCUCCCCCGUCCGGGAAGCGAAGGCGGCCGUCCUCUCCUCCCUCCUCCCCCUGCUCUCUUCGCUGUUCGCCGCACCACCGGCCGGCGCAGGGAUGCAGAAACCCGCCACGCCCGCCCCGGCGGCGGCCCCUUCCAAGGGCAAGUCGGCGGUGCAGAACCCUAGCGGGCACCACGCCGCGACCACCGCCCCGUCGGGGACGCCGUCCAAGGGUAAGUCGGCGGCGGCGCAGGCCGCGGCCGCGGGCCAGGGCUCGUCCUCGCAUCACCACUCCGCAUUCGGCGGCGCCGGCGCCGACGCGUCCGCCCCCACCCUCAAGCGCAAGCGCGGCGUCUUCCAGAAAGACCUGCAGCACAUGAUGUACGGAUUUGGGGACGAUCCAAAUCCACUUCCAGAAACUGUUGCGCUUCUGGAGGACAUUGUUGUGGAAUAUGUCACUGAUCUGGUCCACAAGGCGCAGAACGUUGCAUCAAAGAGGGGGAAGCUCCUGACAGAGGAUUUUCUUUACCUUAUACGCAAGGAUUUACGGAAACUGCACCGUGCUACUGAACUACUCUCCAUGAAUGAAGAGCUCAAGCAAGCAAGGAAAGCUUUUGACGUGGAUGAAGAGACGCUGGCUACAAAUGCCGUAUGAUAUCUUCACAGAAGCCUCAGAAACCUUCAUACAAUAUGCAUUAGUUUUCCUUUCAGCUGUUUCUGCUGAAAGGAAUUUAUAAUGUUGGUUUUUGAGGGCUUUUGCCUUGUACUGACCAAAAUAUCAUAUCAUUCUUGUUGUGGAUACUUAACUGUUGAUACGUACUGACAACAAUAAGUAGAUUUUACACCA
Messenger RNA from Panicum hallii, 1038 nucleotides. Its product is annotated as transcription initiation factor TFIID subunit 13. Gene Ontology annotation, biological process: transcription by RNA polymerase II. The transcript has 5 exons. NCBI's taxonomy places the organism in Eukaryota, Viridiplantae, Streptophyta, Magnoliopsida, Poales, Poaceae. The record is from RefSeq and is a predicted model, not a curated record. Gene Ontology annotation, molecular function: protein heterodimerization activity. Bases 307 to 846 code for a protein of 179 amino acids.